GUUAAGUGAUUUUUAACGACGAAUUUUUUCCUGUUUCUGUAUAAAUGUUUAUCUUUCUGACUAAUUGGCGUAAUUAUUUUUCCGGUACUUAAAGACUGAAGUAUCUCGUGAUUCUCCUUUUUUCUAGUUAAUAACUUGUUUAAGAUGACAGUCGGUGAGAUCAACAAUCAAAUAAACAUAUUGUUUACAAAUACUGAAAAUCUGGUGCAAAGCAUAAUAGGAAAAAAAUUGUAUGGUGAUGUAAAGUCUUUUGCAGCAUGUCAUCCUUUCAUAUUCACUGCAAUAUUUGCUGUUGGCAUAUUUUCAUCAGUCCCAUUACUGUUCUUUUUGGGUUUUGUAGUAAUCACGCUGUUCAUUGCUUUCAUAUGCUUCUUAUGUAUUGAAGGAUCUCUCAUUGCAAUUGGAGGUCUUAUUUUCAUUGGUGUAACGUCUUUCAUAGCAGCAAUAGUAGUUAGCAUAUUGUCAGCUGUUGCUUCGGCAUACUGGAUAAUUCAGAAAAUUCGAUAUGUGUCAAAAUCUGUAAGAUGUCAGGUCAUGAGUGCUCCUCAAUCACCAGAUAGUUCUGAAGUACCUGGAGAUAUAAACGAUAAUAAAAACUUAUAAUAAGAAUAUUAAAUGCAUUUAUGAGGACUGCUGAAUAGUUUGUCCAUAUGUACAUUCCAGUUAUAUGAUUAAUUAUUUUUGUAUUCAUGUUUUUACAUUUUCUUAAACUUUUAAUUACUAAUUUUUAUGAGCCAAAAAAUUACAUAUGUAAAAAAUAACUUAUGUGAUGCAAAUAAAAUACCAAUGAAAUGGAAGAUGAAUGUAUUGAAAUGUUUUCCAGGCUAUUGUGUACAACAGUGUGCUGCCAUUUUGGGUAAGGGAGUCAGCUACCACAUGCUGGCCUGGGUUCGAAUCCCAAAAAAGGGCACGGACAUUUGUAAGUGUAAAGUGUCUCUGCAAAAUAAGAUCACUUAAAAUAUUGUUGAGUUGAAAGUUCUUUGGAAAGGAAAAAAGGGACAGGGAUUCUGCUUCAAAACUGAAAUGGAGCUUUUCUAAAUCAUGCAUACUGUCACUUGUAAGUGCCUAAAGUUUAAGCAUUUGAUUUGUGGUAUCCGGGUGCUGCAACUGGAUACUUUGAGUAAUUUCAUGUGUGGUAUGUUAAGUACAUUUUACACUGGGUAAAUUGUUUUCUGUUUUUACUUUUGACGAUAGUGUGGCAGUGAUAUUGUCGAUAUGGUAUAGCUAUCUAGUAUAUCGGUGGAAAAUUCUGCUUAAUAUUUGUAGCCAAAAAAAAUUCGCUAUUUAUUUUCAUGCAAACUAUUCUCUACUAUGCCCAUUUGUUUGACUUUUGUAGCUUAUCUAUUUUGCUUGACUGUAUUAUUUUAUUAGUACCGUAAUUUCUUUUCAUUUACAGAUACGUAAAAAAAUUAAAAACAUUAUUUUGAUCCUCA
Messenger RNA from Stegodyphus dumicola, 1433 nucleotides. RefSeq lists its product as uncharacterized. Lineage: Eukaryota; Metazoa; Arthropoda; Arachnida; Araneae; Eresidae. The record is from RefSeq and is a predicted model, not a curated record.